ACAGAACUUUACAGCUACACCGAGGAGCCGGAGUUUGCCGUCAACAGGAAAUGCUUCCAGGAGGAUUUUCAAACCCAAGUGAAGGGGGGCCGGUGGUCGGAGCUGGACGCGUCUAAGCAGAAGGCCUACGUGAUGCAGCUGCUGGACGGGCUGGAGGUGGUCGACAGGAACAGGAGACUGAAAGUGGCCCGGGCGAUUCUCUAUCUGGCACAGGGUGUCUUCGGCGAGUGUGAUACGGAGGCGGAGGUCCUGUACUGGGCGCGCUACAACAACUUCCUCUUAUACCAGAUGGGCACCUUCACGGCCUUCCUGGAGAUGCUCAACAUGGAGAUGGCCAACAGCCAAGCUUGUAGCAGUGCCCUGAGGAAGCCGGCCAUCUCCCUGGCCGACAGCACCGCCCUCAGGGUGCUGCUGAGCGUCAUGUACCUGAUGGUGGAAACCAUCCGGGCGGAGAAGGAGACCGACCUGCCAGAGUGGAAAACCUCCCGAGAAACCUUCCGGACGGAGCUGAGUUUCCCCGUCCACAGUGAAGAGCCGUUUGCCCUCUUACUCUUCACCAUGGUGACCAAGUUCUGUAGUGGGCACGCUCCACACUUCCCCAUGAAGAAAGUCUUGCUCCUCCUCUGGAAGGUGCUGGUGUUCACUCUGGGCGGUUUCGAAGCCCUCCAGGCCAUGAAAGUGAGGAAGCGGGGGGAGCUGGCUCUCCCGCCUCUGCCAGAGGACAGCAUUCAGGUCAUGCGCAGCAUGCGGGCUGCCUCUCCCCCCGCCUACACCAUCGAGCUGGUGGAGCAGCAGCAGAAACGGGGUCACCGGAGCAGGAGGCCGCUGAUGAAGCAAGACAGCCUGGACAUCUACAACGAGCGAGACCCCUUCAAGAACGACGAGCUGGGGGCAGACGAGGAAGAGGCCGACGAGGUCGAUAGCGGGAUCGAGGGGGAGCUGGACCUGUUGGAGCGGGACACGGUCGUCCAGCCAGUCUCGGUGCCACGCCCGCCGGUCGAAAGGGUCUCCUUCCCCAAGGGUCUGCCCUGGGCCCCCAAAGUCAGGCAGAAAGAUAUCGAACACUUCCUGGAGGCGAGCAGGAACAAAUUCAUUGGCUUCACCCUCGGCCAGGACACAGAUACCUUAGUCGGCCUCCCGCGCCCCAUCCAUGAAAGCGUGAAGACUCUGAAGCAGCACAAGUACAUUUCCAUCUCCGAUGUGCAGAUCAAGAAUGAAGAGGAGCUCGAGAAGUGUCCCUUGUCUUUGGGGGAAGAGGAUGUGGAAGAGACCCCCUGUGAAAUACUGUACCGGGCGAUGUUGUACAACUUGCCACAGUACAUGAUAGCGUUGCUGAAGAUCCUUCUGGCCGCCGCCCCGACCUCCAAAGCCAAGACGGACUCUAUCAACAUCCUGGCCGAUGUCCUACCUGAAGAGAUGCCCAUCACCGUCCUGCAGAGCAUGAAGCUGGGCAUCGACGUGAACCGGCACAAGGAGAUCAUUGUGAAGAGCAUCUCGGCUCUGCUGCUCCUGCUCCUGAAGCAUUUCAAGCUGAACCACGUUUAUCAGUUUGAAUACGUCUCGCAACACCUGGUGUUUGCCAACUGCAUCCCGCUAAUCCUGAAGUUCUUCAACCAAAACAUCAUGUCCUACAUAACUGCCAAAAACAGCAUCUCAGUCCUGGAUUAUCCCGCCUGCACAGUCCAUGAGUUACCGGAGCUCAAUGCAGAAAGUUUGGAGACGGGAGACAACAACCAGUUCUGCUGGCGGAACCUUUUCUCUUGCAUCAACCUACUGAGGAUCCUCAACAAACUGACCAAGUGGAAACAUUCCCGGACGAUGAUGCUGGUGGUGUUCAAGUCGGCGCCGAUCCUGAAGCGGGCCCUGAAAGUGAAGCAAGCCAUGAUGCAGCUCUACGUCCUGAAGCUGCUGAAGAUCCAGACCAAGUACCUGGGGCGCCAGUGGCGCAAGAGCAACAUGAAGACCAUGUCUGCCAUCUACCAGAAAGUGCGCCACCGCAUGAACGACGACUGGGCUUAUGGCAACG
Gekko japonicus is the source of this 2026-nucleotide messenger RNA. RefSeq names its product striatin interacting protein 2 (gene STRIP2). NCBI's taxonomy places the organism in Eukaryota, Metazoa, Chordata, Lepidosauria, Squamata, Gekkonidae. The record is from RefSeq and is a predicted model, not a curated record. The annotation marks the transcript as partial. The transcript is spliced from 18 exons. Gene Ontology annotation, biological process: cytoskeleton organization. Gene Ontology annotation, cellular component: cytosol.